Molecule: messenger RNA, 1044 nt
Organism: Sphenostylis stenocarpa
Lineage: Eukaryota; Viridiplantae; Streptophyta; Magnoliopsida; Fabales; Fabaceae
Source: the annotation of a GenBank genome assembly
AUGCCACGUAAAAAAAUGCAAUGUGGUUUUAGGAUCCCUUGGAUCUCAGGUCCUUCCACCGAAUCUCAGUCUCCUCCUCCAAAACAAAAAUCGAAAUCUAUUUCCACUCAUCGACCACCAUUUCGUCCUCCAGGAAUAGCCUCUACCCCACCACAGCCUCCCCCACCUCAGGUAACCCCAAAAACUAAACCUCAACAGGUGUCAAAUUCUCUUCCAUCGUCACACUCUCCAGUACCUGCGGUGACCAUUGAUUCCCCAGUGUCUUCUAUCUUAGAAUCCUCUUCAAUUCCAUCAAAGCCAAAUGUCAAGGAAUUGGAGUUGGAUAGUACUCCGACUCAGAAUUUCAAUGCCCCUUUGGAAACACAAACCAAACCCCACCAGCCUAAAUCCAAUCCCAACCCCAUAGAGAGAAAGAUGAUGUUUGCCACGUCGACUCCUAGCGGGAAAGACACCAUCAAGGUUAUGCCACCAGCUUCAACAUCAGCACAUCCAACGAACAGGAACGUUUCAACCAUACCAUUGUCCGACGAGGAAAAUCCCAGCAAGGAUGAUGACAUUUCAGCUCUCAACCCAACACUGAACAUGGACGACAAAACAGUGAGCGUGGUAACUCUGGCUGGUGACAACAGAGGCGUGACAAUGCACGUGGCGGGUUCUCAAUCAACUAGGCCCAAACCAGAAGAGAAGAAGAGCACGUCCACGGAGAAAGAUGAAUCGGGUAAGACAUACGUCAACAGUAACAUUCAGAGCAUCAACAAUUCGAUCAUGUCGCAUGGUACCAUCAAAGGAAGAGACCCUGGUGUUCGUGUUAUUCUCCCUCAACCUGAUAUAAAAGAACCGUGUUUGGAAAAACCCAAGGCUGAAGUGAGCAUAAACCGGGUAGAGAGGGUGCCUUACGGGCCCGUGGUUCGAAGAAGAUGUCUGAGGGGACUUCUUCUUGAACCGAGUGACUCUGAACCUGAUAACCCUGACAAACCUCGUCGUCAUGGUUGCAAGUUUAGAUGUGGGGACACUUCAAAUGAUAAGGAUUCUGCAAAGAAAUAG